AGACAGUUGUGAAGUUUUCAAAGUCUCGCUCUGCUGUGCAGAAUUUGUGCUCAAAACUGAGGAACUAAGCCACUUGCCAAAAUGUGCAAAGGACUUGCGGCUUUGCCCCAUUCAUGCCUAGAAAGGGCCAAGGAGAUUAAGAUCAAGUUGGGAAUUCUCCUCCAGAAGCCAGACUCAGCGGUCGACCUUGUCAUUCCAUACAAUGAGAAGCCGGAGAAACCAGCCAAGACCCAGAAACCCUCACUGGAUGAGUCCCUGCAGUGGCGUGACUCCUUGGACAAGCUCCUGCAGAACAACUAUGGACUUGCCAGCUUCAGAAGUUUCCUGAAGUCUGAAUUCAGCGAGGAAAACCUUGAGUUCUGGCUUGCCUGUGAGGACUACAAGAAGAUCAAGUCCCCUGCCAAGAUGGUUGAGAAGGCAAAGAAAAUUUAUGAAGAAUUCAUCCAAACAGGGGCUCCUAAAGAGGUGAAUAUUGAUCACUUCACAAAGGACAUCACCAUGAAGAACCUGGUGGAACCUUCCCUGAGCAGCUUUGAUGUGGCCCAGAAGAGAAUUUAUGCCCUGAUGGAAAAGGAUUCACUGCCUCGCUUUGUGCGCUCUGAGUUUCACCAGGAAUUAAUCAAGUAGUAAUUCAGUUGGGCUAUAAGAAUCACCCUGUGAGUUACUUCUUUAAUAAUGCUACAUUUUCCAGCAACCUGCAUACUUUCCCAUAGCAGCUUUGUUCAAAGAUACCCAAACAGGGAAAAAUCCCAGGGAGUGUUGCUUACUUCUUGUGCACUUUGUUUUGGAUGUUUAUAUUGUCUGAAUGCCUUCCUUUCCCGGGGUUCUUCUUCAUGUCCCAUUCUUAAUUAAGUUCUAUUCAGUGUGUUCUUGUCAAAGCUAAUCAGAAUCACAGAAAAAUUCUGCUGAAGACAAGCAAAUAUAAGACAAGAAUAUGAUAUCAUUGAAUGUGGGUCCAUUUGGUUUGGGUAAUGAAUCUCCACCUAAACUGGUCUGAAAAGAAUGUGGAUGUAGAAAGACCAAUUUCAAGUGAGAUUAAUUGAUCUCAUUUGUUGUUUUAAUUCUGAUCCAGGGGCAAUCACCCCUCUAUUUCCGACUCUGGUUAGUAAAAGAUAAAAUGAAUUUUAUGAGGCAGCCAUUAUUGAUUUUUUAAAGCAAAUACAUUAUGUAAAAUAUCAAUUUUCCCUCUAGAGCAUCUUUAUGUUGGCUGGAGAUCAUUAACAAGAGAUAUAAUCAUGAAUGUUACAAAAUAGAUCUGAACACAAUCCAUAUUGAUUCUUUCCUUAUACCUCUCUCAUACUCCCCUCUACCAAGUUACCAUAUUCUGUAUUAAAUCAAUGACCUGGCAAUGGAGUAUUUAAUAAAUGUAUAUAUGCCUCUAGUGUUUAGGCCCAAUGUUUCAAUUUUCAAAUUAUUUUAAAUCCACGUGAGUAGAAAAUUCCAAAAUUUUCAACUCCAAUCAUGUCAAAUAAAACAGAUGCUGUCCAGCACAACGUCCCUUACCUCAAUAUCA
Messenger RNA from Odobenus rosmarus divergens (Pacific walrus), 1513 nucleotides. RefSeq names its product regulator of G-protein signaling 5 (gene RGS5). Bases 82 to 627 code for a protein of 181 amino acids. The record is from RefSeq and is a predicted model, not a curated record. Lineage: Eukaryota; Metazoa; Chordata; Mammalia; Carnivora; Odobenidae. The transcript is spliced from 5 exons.